Heteronotia binoei (common prickly gecko) is the source of this 1130-nucleotide messenger RNA. RefSeq names its product membrane-spanning 4-domains subfamily A member 4D-like. Bases 286 to 873 code for a protein of 195 amino acids. The transcript has 7 exons. Gene Ontology annotation, cellular component: membrane. The record is from RefSeq and is a predicted model, not a curated record. Lineage: Eukaryota; Metazoa; Chordata; Lepidosauria; Squamata; Gekkonidae.
GGAGACCCUGCGAGGACUGUGCCCGGGAGCGGCGCCGCCAGGAUGGGGAAACGGGGCCUCCCUUGUUCCGGCUCCUCAAGAGCUGGACGAGAAGAAGAGGCUGGAGUUUGGUUGGUUCUCGCGGAGAGUUCUGCUCUUCCGGCCAGGAUCUUGCGGAGGAUCAGAAGAAAAACAACCUCUUAAGGAGGAGGAGGAUUUUCGUCCAGGAUCUGCUGCGGUCCGAAGUCGCCGGCGGAGCGUCUGUUCCAGAUCCUAAUUCCCACCAUAACCUUCUCGCUAGCCACUAUGGACCUUAAUGACCCAGUGACACUGGAAUCCAUCUCAAAGAGCAUAACAUGGCCUUCUACACCAUGGCCACUGAAGAAGUUGUAUAGGAGUGAACCAAUGGCCCUGGGGAUCACUCAGAUCAGCAUCGGCAUCCUGGAAAUAGCUUUUGGGCUUGUGAUAUUCCUGGCAGAACAGACGAAUGUACACCAUCACGGUGAAUCACAUAUUCUAACUCCGUAUUGGACUGGAAUCCUGUACAUUAUUUCUGGAUCUCUGUCUGUGGCGGUUGCCAAGAAACCUGAGACACGAGUGGUGAUAGGCAUGCUGAGCAUGAAUGUUGUGAGUGCCGUGGUAGCUGGCGUUGCGAUUGUGAUUCUCUCCAUUUCAGUAGCUCACAGAAUAUACUACCUUCGGUGUGACGAAUAUUAUAACUCGGACAUACCGCCUGAAAUAUGCCAAGAGUAUGUCAUCCCUUAUGUUGAAAUGCGCAACACAUCUGCAGUUCUCCUGGUAUUCACCAUCCUGGAGUUCCUCAUCACCAUCAUCACUGCUGCCUUUGGGUGUGCCAGUUUGUGUCGGAAUACCUACAGUGAAAGACUGUACUGAUUUUUCAGAACAUAGCCUGGGGGACUUCUCCUGCUGUCCUGGCACCAGUCAAGGGGGAUGAGGCUCUGUGAACAUCCACUGCCUCCUUCAUCCAGAAUCACAACUACUUUGUACUUGUCUUUGAAAAAGAGCUGAUCCCACAGCAUGACUUUCCUGGCAGAGAAUUCACUGAUCAACUUUUUUAUUAUUAUUAUUAUUACUGUAUAUUGUAAAUAAACCAACAAACUGGCUGGAUUUGUUUUUUGAAAUUUCAAAAA